ACAUUUGUCAGCUGACCCAACGACGACGACUUGUCUUGUAUUUUGUGCUGCGUGUGUGCAACAAUUUUUUUUCAAGUGAAUUUAUUAUUGGAAAAUCAGUUAAAAACUAAAAAGAAAUGUCAGGCAAAGACAGGCUACCGAUUUUCCCUUCUCGUGGUGCACAGAUGUUGAUGAAGUCACGUCUGGCGGGCGCACAAAAGGGUCAUGGUUUGCUCAAGAAGAAGGCUGAUGCGCUGCAAAUGCGUUUCCGUAUGAUUUUGGGUAAAAUUAUUGAGACCAAAACUCUUAUGGGCGACGUUAUGAAGGAGGCUGCAUUCUCUCUUGCCGAAGCCAAAUUCACUACUGGUGACUUCAAUCAGGUGGUUUUACAGAAUGUGACCAAGGCACAAAUCAAGAUCCGCACAAAGAAAGAUAACGUUGCUGGUGUUACGUUGCCCGUAUUCGAAUCCUAUCAAGAUGGUGCAGAUACAUAUGAACUAGCUGGUCUCGCGCGUGGUGGUCAACAAUUGGCCAAAUUAAAAAAGAACUACCAAAGCGCAGUAAAGCUAUUAGUCGAGCUAGCAUCGCUGCAGACAUCGUUCGUUACAUUGGAUGAGGUUAUUAAAAUCACAAACAGAAGAGUUAAUGCUAUUGAGCAUGUCAUCAUUCCACGUAUCGACCGUACACUCGCUUACAUCAUCUCCGAAUUGGAUGAGCUGGAGCGUGAGGAAUUCUAUCGUUUGAAGAAGAUCCAAGACAAGAAACGUAUUGCGCGUAAGAAGGCCGAAGCGAUUAAAGCAGAACUACUGCAACAGGGCAUCGAUGUGCGUCAACAGGCCAAUAUAUUGGAUGAAGGCGAUGAUGAUGUACUCUUCUAAGCCACAUUCAUCUAUGUAUAUGCAUACACUUAUAUAGCAAAGGAAAAGUUUAAAGAAAAAUCAAAUCAUAAUAUUUUGGCGUUCCCCUGCAAUAUUUAGGGUGUAUAUAUUUGCUAUUUUGUUUAAUGUUUUCGAAAACUACUACUAAUUACUUAGCCAAAGCGUAAACAAAGUAAAAUAAAUUAAAUGUUACAUUUUCAACAGUAUUCAGAACUUCAUAAAAGGGCAAACAGUUUUUUUUCAUCACCCUACACAUACAUAUUAAAAAAGAACAAAAAUGAACCUAUGCGUGCACAGGAAAACAACAGCAAACCGAAAGAAGUGAGCAUAAGUGUAUAUAAUUCCAUGUGUUUGAUAUUCAACCGCUAUUCUAUACUGUUAAAAUCGUUGAUUCAUAUUGUACUAAAUUUGAUGUUUUGUGUAAUUUACCUGUAAUUAGUUGUGAUUCUUUUAAUUUCUAUAAUUUAAUUAAACAAAAUAUAUAUAAAAAGCGUGUUAAUGCGUUAAAAAUGCAAUAAAUAUAUCUCUCAAAAAGUGUAAGCUUGUAAAAAUGUGCAAAAUGUUUACACAGUGUAAUAAACAAGUUGCAAUAACUGCAUUAUAAAUUAUGUAAA
Molecule: messenger RNA, 1471 nt
Organism: Ceratitis capitata (Mediterranean fruit fly)
Lineage: Eukaryota; Metazoa; Arthropoda; Insecta; Diptera; Tephritidae
Product: V-type proton ATPase subunit D 1
Exons: 4
Coding region: 117-857 (246 amino acids)
Cellular component (GO): proton-transporting V-type ATPase complex
Molecular function (GO): proton-transporting ATPase activity, rotational mechanism
Source: RefSeq, a predicted model, not a curated record